AUGCUUAGUUGGUGUGAUCCACAUGCUUUUAGCUCCGGCACUGAAGGGUUGAAGUUUUCUUGUUCUGUGGCAAAAAGAAGUUCCUUGAGUACCGCUUUGCAAUCAUUUCUGUCUAUAUCAGCUGAACUGAAGCAAGUGGCGGCGAGGUCCACGAAUCUGUUGGUGGACAAAACGCAAAGUAGCACUCAACAAAAUGGAAGCACGAGAGAGGGAGGAAUCAGAGCCUGCAAGAAUCUGGGAAGAAGCGAUGCCAUCGAAGUCAGCAUGAACCAAAAUCCGCAAAAGCUCCCGAUGGGCGGCGUCAGGGACGACCGAUAUAUACCCUAUAAGCUCGCUCCUGACCUUGAAGGGGGACAGAAGGUGCUGGACAUGCUCUGCGGCGCUGGAUUCGAUGCUAGGGCGGCUCCAACCUUUGACUGGAUCCAUGACACUUUCCUAGUUAUCAUUCGCAUGUUCCCUCGUUGCGUUCCGAUUCCGACUACGCUCGUUUCUAUGAAUGGUCGCUAUGAUCCGCAUUUCCAUGUCAAAUUAGGAGCCGCCUUACGGCCACUACGGUAUGAGAAUACCCUCAUUAUUGGUAGUGGAGGCUCCGUCCACAAUCUAUACCGAAAUCACUGGGAGCAUAUGUUCCGCUUUAACGAUAAUUUCGCCCAGCCGGUUCCCCCAGACCCUUGGGCCUUGCAGUUCCGUCAGGCUGUGGAAGACUCCAUCACGUGCAACACUGGGCCUGCACUUCGCCGGGCAUUGUCUCGAUUAAUGAAGCAUCCGCGAUAUCGGGAUGCCCAUGGCACUGACGAUCACUGGAUGGCCUCCUUGUUCGUUGCUGGGGCCGCCGGAGGGGUCGACGAUACGGGGCCGAACACAAUGAUGGGAGAAUGCUGGGAAUUGGUCAAUAUGUGUAAUACCCAGUGCCAACUGGGGUCAUGGGAUUAG
Aspergillus oryzae RIB40 is the source of this 933-nucleotide messenger RNA. Its product is annotated as DODA-type extradiol aromatic ring-opening family dioxygenase. Lineage: Eukaryota; Fungi; Ascomycota; Eurotiomycetes; Eurotiales; Aspergillaceae. The transcript is spliced from 4 exons. The record is from RefSeq and is a predicted model, not a curated record. Gene Ontology annotation, molecular function: zinc ion binding; oxidoreductase activity, acting on single donors with incorporation of molecular oxygen; ferrous iron binding. Bases 1 to 933 code for a protein of 310 amino acids.